Molecule: messenger RNA, 779 nt
Organism: Cydia fagiglandana
Lineage: Eukaryota; Metazoa; Arthropoda; Insecta; Lepidoptera; Tortricidae
Exons: 6
Coding region: 128-748 (206 amino acids)
Source: RefSeq, a predicted model, not a curated record
CCUGAGCUCAGUUUGGCGGCAAAACUCGGCAUUGACAGUUUAGUUUUUUAAUUCAAUUUUUUUUAUGACUUGUGAGAAAUGAGUUUGGUUGUGUGAUUUUUAAGUGUUUUUUCUUUUAAAAUUUAAAAUGGUUGUGAAAUCGUUGAUUUUCCUGUGUCUACUUUCAUUGGGUUACGGCUCCGUGAUCAUUCCGGAGGAGCUGCCCUCUCUGCUCUCCGUAGCUUACUCCAACAUCCCACCGAUCAAGAAAGGUACGGACUCGCGAGUCGGGUUCGGCUUCGCAUUCGGCAACCAUGCUGACUUCCAGGUGAUGUUUGAGCUGGGCCCGCAGACCAACACAGCGCCGCUAACUGGAUCGGCAGGCAGCAGCAAUGCGAAGCGGCAGGCACCGACGCCUCCCAAGCUCACCAAAAACAGAGAAAAGCUCCUCCAAACGGAAGCUGGCAGCUACCUCCAAAACUGGGCAUCAGCCAUGCGGCGACCAGGCAGACCCAACCAAGCAUCCACCGAGCUGCCGAGCCUUGAGGAUUCCGUGGUGGAGUUAGUCAAGAACAGCAAGGGAGAAUACGAGAUACACCAGCCCAGGCCAGACCACAUCCCAAUAGAGGUAAUGGACGAACUGCAAAGGUUAUACGGGCAGAAGAAAGAAGAAGCCAAGAAGAUGACGCAGAAGGCUAAAGAGAAGAAGAGAAGCGACGCAGAAAUAAAGAAGAUCACGGAAGACUUGUCCAAUGUAGAUUUAGAUUAGUAUUUUUAAAAUAAAAGUUUUUGGCACAAAU